UUCAGUUUGAAGAACCUAUUUAUGGUACGAUUGAUCUCAAUUAUGCGGAUUACAUGGCACCAGCAUACAUGUUAACACUUAUCUUCUUUUUAGCCACUACAGUCUCUACUACCUUAAUAAUUACAGAUCGGAUGGAGGGUGUCUGGGAUCGAAGCGUAGUCCAAGGGGUCAAGACAGAAGAUAUUCUGCUAUCUCACAUUCUUAUUCAGAGCAUCAGCAUAGCUAUCCAUACUGCUAUGAUAGUGCUUUUAUUCUUUCCUGUAUGGGGUUUAGAAUGCAAAGGAUCAAUAUUUACUGUAAUAAUCCUCACAUUUCUCAUCGGUUUUUGCGGACUAAUGCAUGGUUUCAUUAUUUCUGUUAUGUGUAAAGAUCACACUAUGGCGCAUUACUGCUCGGUUGGAAGCUUUUUCCCGUUAAUAGUAAUGUCCGGAUGUAUAUGGCCGGUGGAAGGAAUGCCAAAAGGACUUCGCUGGAUUAGCUAUGCAUUGCCAACUACGUUACCCUCUAUAUCUUUAAGAGGAGUCAUCUAUAAGGGUUAUUCCAUAUCCGAAUCACAAGUUUAUAUUGGCUUUUUACUAAGUGCAGGAUGGAUAUUAUGUUCUUUUAUGGUGACUGUACUUGGUGUAAGAUCGAAGUCCUCGUGACAAUUUUAGAAAACUCUUACGAUAAUUUCUUAGAAAGGAAACAGAGGCAGUUUCGCA
Trachymyrmex cornetzi is the source of this 701-nucleotide messenger RNA. RefSeq names its product ABC transporter G family member 20. Gene Ontology annotation, cellular component: plasma membrane. Lineage: Eukaryota; Metazoa; Arthropoda; Insecta; Hymenoptera; Formicidae. The transcript has 5 exons. Gene Ontology annotation, molecular function: ABC-type transporter activity. The record is from RefSeq and is a predicted model, not a curated record. Bases 54 to 644 code for a protein of 196 amino acids.